Molecule: messenger RNA, 1411 nt
Organism: Bombyx mori (domestic silkworm)
Lineage: Eukaryota; Metazoa; Arthropoda; Insecta; Lepidoptera; Bombycidae
Product: lopap
Exons: 4
Coding region: 710-1345 (211 amino acids)
Biological process (GO): lipid metabolic process; response to reactive oxygen species
Cellular component (GO): cytoplasm
Molecular function (GO): pigment binding
Source: RefSeq, a predicted model, not a curated record
AUUUGAUUUCGUUUUGGACAGCCAGACGAGCUCACAAGGCACCUGAUAUUAAAGCUACCCUAGCGCAUGGACAUCGUCACUCCCUUGAAACUGGUACACAUGAAGCCAGGAUUUCAAAUGGAGCCAAGUUGUUAGUACUGACCCAUAGAUCCUUCAGGGCACAAUUCAAUACCAAUGUUGGGUAAAUUCAUGAAUUUUGCUGAUUUGAUUCUCAUUGCUCCUGUAGCUCCAAACCCGUCCCUAUCCAACUGUUUAACGGUAGGCAGCGGCUUGGCUCUGCCCCUGCAUUGCUGAAGUCCAUGAGCGACGGUAGCCACUUACCAUCAGGUGGGCCGUAUGCUCGUCUAACUACACGGGCAAUAAAAAAAAAAUAGUCGUUUAUAUUUUUGUUAUUAGAAAGAUAAUCGAAAUUUUGACCUCUUAUCUCAACAUGAUCGAAAUAUGAGUAAGCACUAUUUGGUUCAUGAGGUCUUCUACCUAUUUACGGAAAAUGAUACAAAAAUGAUAUAUCGUAAAAAAAUCAACCACUAUACAUACGCCUUAAGCAUUUAUCAGAAUACCUCGUCUCGGCAAUUGGAUUCUGCGUCCGAUUCGCGACCAUUUCAGCUCGAGCCGUCUUUAUUAAGAUCGUCGGUUUUAUUGGAUAAUUACCGCGUGGGGUGCGAGACCAUUUGAUCUGCAACGUUCGUACCAAUCGCUCGUUUUAACAAUGUUAUUGUUUCUGCUCUGUAUCUCUUUGUAUGGCGCUUCAGGAGCGGAGUUCACGCUACCGGGUGAGUGUCCAAAUAUGAAGCUGCAAGAGAACUUGGAUUAUACUAAGUUUUCAGGGGUAUGGUACAACGUUGCAAGCUAUGCAAGCGAUGGACGGCCAAUCUACGAUUGUGCCACCCUGGACUUCCAGGAAGACAACCUUGGCUACACCCUACGGGAGACGUACGUGAAUGUCGACGGGGGUAAUAGAACCCAGAAGUCUUACCUGGCAAGAGUCGACCCCACGUUUGAUGCUGGAAACAAGGCUCAGUUCAUUGUCAGCCACGAGGGCGGUGAUAAAGUUCUGCAGUUUCCGUUUUUCAUCUUGUCCACUGAUUACGAUGAAUACGCCAUAGCGUACACGUGUAAAACGUUGAAGAAGAAAACCAGGACUCAUUAUGUUUUCACAUGGAUCCUCACGAGAACCAAGAACAAACUGCAAGGCGAUACUCAAAAGAAAGUAGAGACUGCUCUUUCGAAUUACCUAGAACUGGCCGAGCACCGAAAGCAGUUCGUAUUUAAAGAUUUUUCCGAAGAAGACUGCUCCUACACGGAUCAAUUCAAAACCGAUUUCUUCACAAGCAACUUCUGGUGAUGAUUGUUUCUUGAUUAAUUUACUUGACUGUGAUUAAAUAAAGAAUAAUUGUGUAUUUUGUAUUGA